Carica papaya (papaya) is the source of this 2451-nucleotide messenger RNA. RefSeq names its product LOW protein: UPF0503-like protein, putative (DUF740) (gene OPS). The record is from RefSeq and is a predicted model, not a curated record. Gene Ontology annotation, cellular component: plasma membrane. NCBI's taxonomy places the organism in Eukaryota, Viridiplantae, Streptophyta, Magnoliopsida, Brassicales, Caricaceae.
UCUUCUUCCUUCUCUCUGUGUCUGUCUCCCUCUCUCUCUCUCUCUCUCUCUCUCUCUGUGUCCGUUGGAACCAAACAGUUGUAGCUUGAGCAUUCUUCUCUUUCACUCACUAAAAGCGCAGUAAUAAUAUGAGCAGAGUGCGCAUCACACACCAUUACCGGUUAUGAAUCCCAGCACCGAGCCACCGGCAUUACUACCACCACAAGCAGUAGCAUUAGCGCCACCGCCUCAGCCGCCUCAGCCUCAUAGGCCUUCUACCUCCUGUGACAGACACCCAGAAGAGCAUUUCACGGGCUUCUGCCCCUCAUGCCUCUGCGAGCGACUUGCUGUCUUGGAUCACAACUCCUCUGCUUCUUCCUCCUCCUCUCGCAAGCCUCCCCUCUCCGCCGCCGCCCUUAAGGCUAUUUUCAAGCCUUCCUCCUCAUCUGCUGCCUCCAACGCCUUCCCUUCCAACCCCAACAACCGCUCCAGGCCUACAUUCUUCCCGGAGCUCCGUCGGACCAAAUCCUUUUCUGCUUCCAAGAACGAGGGUUUCUCCGGUGUUUUUGAGCCCCAGAGGAAGUCUUGCGACGUUAGGGUUCGCAAUACGCUUUGGUCCUUGUUCAACCAGGACGACGAGCGCAACCCUUACAAGAAGGAAGCCAAGGGUGGAGGACCUGUUGGUGCUAGUGUUGGUGUUGCUGCUGCUGCAGGUGGUGAAAUUGAGGCCGACGCCAGGAAUUUGGGGUCCUCGUCUAGAGUUCAGGUUCCUGUUAUUGAGUCCAAAGAGGAUAGAGAGACAGAGAGCGAAAGCGACCUAGAUGAUGGUGAUUUUGAGAUUUUGAAUGAACCCAUUGCCGCGGCUGCCAACGUAAUCGAAGACAAAGUUCAAGAAAUUGUGGAGGAAGAGGAGGAGGAGGAGGAGGAAGAGGAGGAAGAGGAAGAAGAAGAAGAAAGAGAAGGAGACGAAGGAGUACAAGUACGAGAAGAGGAUUUGAAGCCCAUGAAGGACCACAUAGAUCUCGAUUCGCAGACUAAGAAGCCUUCAGGUAGGGAUUUCAAGGAGAUUGCGGGAAGUUUCUGGUCCGCCGCUUCAGUAUUCAGCAAGAAAUUGCAGAAAUGGAGGCAGAAGCAGAAGCUGAAGAAACGCAGAAAUGGUGGCGGUUCUGCUACAUUGCCCGUGGAGAAGCCAAUUGGGAGGCAAUACAGGGAAACUCAGUCAGAGAUUGCGGAUUACGGCUUCGGCAGAAGAUCCUGCGACACGGAUCCUAGGUUCUCGCUUGACGCAGGCAGGAUUUCUUUCGAUGAUCCUAGGUACUCAUUCGAUGAGCCUCGGGCUUCAUGGGAUGGUUACCUAAUCGGAAGAACGUUCCCGCGAAUGCCAACGAUGUUAUCGGUCGUGGAAGAUGCCCCCGUUCAAGUGUCGAGGUCUGAUGCUCAAAUCCCAGUUGAGGAGCCAAUGAAUUCCAUCAAUGAGGACGGGGCUGUCCCUGGUGGGUCUGCUCAAACAAGGGAUUACUACUCAGAUUCUUCCUCUCGGCGGAGAAAGAGCUUCGAGCGGUCAAACUCCUUAAGGAAGACCGCAGCCGCUGUGGUGGCUGAGAUGGACGAGAUAAAAUCUGUUUCCAAUGCGAAGGUGUCCCCUGCAACGGUCGACUACGUUAAUGGAUCUAAACUGGUCGUUCCAGACAGAGAUUUAGGAGAUUCAAACUCGAACUCAUUGAGAGACGAUUACUCAGAGACUUUUGACAUGGGUUUCAGGGAUAACGCAUCGAUCAUUGGCAGUGGCGAGAGGAAGGGGCCCAAGAAGUCAAGCCGGUGGAGCAAAGCUUGGAACAUUUGGGCGUUGAUAUACCGGAGAAGUGUCAACAAAGACGAGGAAGAAGACAGGUUUAGCAGACCAAACGGCGUGGAGAGGUCAUUGUCGGAAUCUUGGCCGGAGUUGCGAGGGGAACGCAAUGGGGACCUCAAACCAGGAUUCAAUCCAAAGAUGUUGCGUAGCAAUAGCAGUGUGAGCUGGAGGAACUCCAGCAGCUUCGGAGGGCCUGUAAUGGGUGGAAGGAAGAGCAAUGUGGAGACAACUACAAAUGGUAAAAAGAGGAGGGAAGAGUUUGUGUUGGAGAGGAACAGGAGCGCCAGAUACUCGCCGCCCAACAUCGACAAUGGACUGUUGAGAUUCUACUUAACGCCGAUGAGAGGUAGCCGGAGAAGUGGGUCAGGCAAGAGUAGUGGUAGAUCCAAUCAAGCACAGUCCAUAGCCAGGAGCAUACUGCGAUUGUACUGAAAUUUGGGAGGUUACAAGGUGUUUAUUUUUGUUUUUCUUCUCUUUUGUUCUUUUUUUUACUGUGGUUAAUUUUGCUGCAUUUGUUGUGUAAGCACACACAUCUGCCUAUGUAUUCUUGAUGGAUAAAAAGCACCCUGAAUUUGUUUACCUUUCCAUUUUGAGUGGCAUGCUUCUUCUUCUUCCUUAAA